Rattus norvegicus (Norway rat) is the source of this 1467-nucleotide messenger RNA. RefSeq names its product disks large homolog 5-like. The record is from RefSeq and is a predicted model, not a curated record. Lineage: Eukaryota; Metazoa; Chordata; Mammalia; Rodentia; Muridae.
UGUCACCAGCGUUGUAGUAACCACCAGUGCCCUACUUUUACUCAGUCCCUGCCUGGCACAUACACAGGAAGACAUGUUUUCCCGGCUUCGCAAGAAUUUUGGGAGAGUGAAUGCCGAUUUUGGACAGACUGGAGUGAGGGAAUCUCGCCUUUCAUCAAAAAUAAAUGAUGGACAACGAAAGCUGGCCUGGGGAAUGCUGAAUGAUGGGAGACUGACAGCAUCCCCUGGCCCUGUGGUAAUCAACAAGGAGGCCAACACGGAGAACACAGAAGAGCAGAGACUGAUUAGACAGCUGCAGUCAGCUACUGAGGAGAGAAAUGAGCUAAGAGAUCUCCUGACUUACGUGACAGAGAGAUACAGGAACAACAGGGCCAGCCGCUACAUCAGGUCAAAUCCAUUUUAUGAAAAAUUGAAGAUAAAGGAGAGGGAGGUCAUGUCAUUACUGCACAACUUAGAGAUGAGGAACAUCGAGCAUUGUGAGAAAUUUCAGGAGCUCCAGAAGGAAAUUAACUUCUAUCGGAACCUGCCCAGCCGGAUCCAUAUGGACAAGAUAUGUAUGCAGAAGAAGUUGUUCCCAUUCAGAAAGGAGAGCAAAGCAGAACAGCUUGAUUCUGCACCGCUGCUACAGAAAUUUUUGUUUGAUUUGAACAAGAAAGAUAAAGACGAACAGGAGAAAACCAGCAACCUCCAGACCAAGCAACAUCUGGUAGGGACAAGCAGCUGUGUCAGCCUAAAAUUAUCUGAUUCCAUUUGCCAAUUUGAUACAUGUUUGCUUUCCCUACCACCUUAAUAAUGUACACUCCAACAAUACAACCACCUCAUGCUAUGGAAUGUUCAUUCCUCUGUCUGUGCACGAGUAUUCUGGGAAGACAACCACUUUUCAGGAACUGACUUAUUAACAACUAUGCUUUGGUGCUCUUUUUGAAGCUGCAGUCUGGAAAUGGUGACAGAUGAAUAACCUAUCAUAUUACUGCAUGUCCCUGUGAUAGAAUGGAUGCUAUGUACCACUUUGAACAAGUUUUGUUCCUGUGAUAAAUGAUAUUCUGUGGUCAUGUGACCUCCAAGUUGGGAAGCACCUUUCAGGGAUAAGAACCGAGUGCAUAUGGCAAAUUAUUCUUUGUCAUUGGCUUUCAUCUUGGUGACAGGUUGACUUCUCCUUUCAUCCUGCAACCCAAUGAGGUCUCUUCCCAUUGCCCUGUUCUUGGUUUGCACUGGUUAAAGUCUGAGGCCCAGAUGGGCAGCCCACAUUACUGUCAGGGUUGUUGUAGACUUUGCCCUGCCCACAGACACACCAGCAAUGUUAUCAGUUAACACAUCAAUGGUGACCUAAAAUAGAGCUGAGUGGGUAGAAGGCAGCAAGCUGAUAGCUAGCAUGCAAGUCCCCAACACAUCAGUUUCUGAAUAACUGCCUUCCUCUCCCUGGUCUCAGGAAUUGCAAAAGAGCUGGAAUGGGACACACAGCAGGAA